Molecule: messenger RNA, 2038 nt
Organism: Paraphaeosphaeria sporulosa
Lineage: Eukaryota; Fungi; Ascomycota; Dothideomycetes; Pleosporales; Didymosphaeriaceae
Product: CoA-transferase family III
Exons: 1
Coding region: 189-1925 (578 amino acids)
Molecular function (GO): catalytic activity
Source: RefSeq, a predicted model, not a curated record
UGGGAAUGACGUGGUGGUGUCUGUUGCUCGGUGAAGGAUGUUGUCUGAUUUUGAUAUCGGGAAGAAGAUAUAAAGAAGGGCAGGACGGCGCUUUGGAUGCAGACAUUUACUGAUGCGCCAGCGAUUCGACUCCCUACAAGACCUUAGCAACCUUAUUGAUUACACUACUUUCCCUUACCACCGCGAACAUGUCUGAAGCCAAGCGAACAAAGGACAUUUACGGGCCGGGGACGUACACUGAUAAGGAGUUCAUACCUGUUCCAAGGGAUACAGAGCGCAUCUUCCGCCAGCUCGCUGAACAAACGCCCAGCUUCACACGAGAUGAAACCCUCCUCUCAAAGGUUCAGUUCACGGGUGAAGACUUCCCCAUCAUCCCCGGCCCCAUUAAGGCGACGUCCGUAGCCGCAGCCCUCCACGCCAUGUGCGGCGUGCUCGCAGACGAGAUCCUCACCCUCCGCGGCGCACAAGAUUCCUCCCGCAAGGUUACUGUAAACACCACACACGUCGCCUUCUGGUUCGGCGCCGUCGCAACAGCAUACCUCGGCGGCGAAGACGUCCUCACGCUGGCCGGCAAGGGUGCUCUGAAGAACGUAGUCCCGGACUGGGAGCGCGGCUGGGUCGACACGCCGCUCAAGUACCGCGCAACAGGGCUCUAUCCGACCAAGGACUCGCAGACGUGGUACUCGCUGCACGGCAGCAUGAAUGCGGAGCCUGUGCUGCGGUCCAUCGGGCUGGACCCCGCGACGAAGGUUGGCUCGAACGAAGAGGCUGCCCAGCUGAUCGCGGAGCACACAAAGAAGUUUCUGCCCGCGGAGCUCGAGAUGAACAACCUCAUGAACGGGUUCUGCGGGUCUGUGUGUUUCACGCCGAAGCAGUGGAAUGAGAGCAACAUGGGGAAGAGGCUGGCGGAGCAUCCGCUUGUGGACGUGGAGCAGCAGACGCACGCUGUGCCCACGCCUCCCGUUGCGUUUCUUCCACUCAAGAAGGGUGAUCUUAGACCACUAGCUGGCGUCAAGGUCGUGGAGAUGACCCGCGUCAUCGCAGGACCGCAAAUCGGCACUAUCUUAACAUCCCUGGGUGCAGAUGUGGUUAGGCUCAACCCACCGCAUCUCCCAGACAUAAACAUCAUGCAACUCACCCUCAACGCGGGCAAGCGCACCACAACCGUCGACCUCCGCAAGCCCGAAGAGCUCGCGCAAUUGCAGCAGCUCCUCUCCGACGCCGACGUUUUCGUGCAAGGGUUCCGCCACGGCAAGAUGAAGAAGUUCGGUCUGGGGCUGGAGGAGAUGCUCGAGAUGGCUGGCAAACGCGGCAAGGGGAUCGUGUACGUGUCUGAGAACUGCUACGGGCGUGAGGGAUACUACCGUGAGCGUCCGGGGUGGCAGCAAAUUGCAGAUGCAGCAGCGGGAUCCGCCUACGUGACGGGCAAGGCGCUGGAGCUGACACAGAACCUCCCCGCACAUGAGGCCGUGCUACCCAGUCUUCCUAUCUCAGAUAUGUCGACCGGUGUACUGGGCGCGGUGGGCACGUUGCUUGCACUGCGGGACCGCGCGACAAAGGGUGGGAGUUACUCUGUCCAUGCAAGCUUGACGGGCGUGAAUGCGUAUGCGCUGAGGGAAGACGUAGGGCUGUACCCCGUGGAUGUGGUGCGAGAGUGCCAGGAGCGAUUCGAGUGGCAGAGCAUGCGUGGCUCGCAUCAUGUGCUGGACAUCCUCGUGACCGUGUGGAAGGGGUGGAAGAAGGUCCUCGGCCAGUACCUUGAAGAAGAGAGCGGCUGGUUCCAGACUUUCGACAAGAGUGCGUUUGAUGGAAAGAGGCUGUCUAUUCUGAAGCCUGUCGCGCAAAUCGAGGGUGCGGAGACCGAGUGGAAGACGCCGAGUGCACCGUAUGGAACAGAGAAGUUGGCGAGCAUAGAGUGGUUGUAGUUGCGAGACGGCAUGUUUGCGCGGUGUUUCGGUGUGAUACCAUUUCGUAAUUCAAGCGAUACUGUACUCAUUCAAUUCAAAGCCAUUCAAGCGAUGCUGUACUCAUUCAAUUC